AGGCGGACGAAACGGCGUCGAGCAUUCCGGCGACGCCAGACAACGCGGCACAAUCGAGACGAGAUAAUCGCCGUGGGACGAAGCUUUAAACUACCCCGUGACUAUCCACCUAGACAGUCGGUCCGCAGCGUCUGAGCGUGUACCAAGGAUGGGAGUUGUGAAGACGGCGUCGGAGAGCAUUCUCGAGGAGACCGUGGUGCCGAGCGAAGAAGCGAAUUACUCGCAGCAGGGUUACGCCGAGGAAUGGAGCGAAAAUUUUCCUUAUCAGCUUCUGAUAGCGGCAGGAGUAGCCAUAGUUGGCUUGGUUCUUCUGGCAGCGGUGAGCUUCCAAUGCUCUUCCACUUGGCGAUGGUUAAUGAGCAUGACUCGACAUGAGAAUAUCGAGGAUACGGAGACCGAUCAGAUUCAACAAAAUGCAAUUCGCAUUAGUCAUUCACUCCCGGAUCUUCAAUCGGAACCGAUCACUCACGAAUAUGUUCAAGAACAAAAGGAGAAUAAAAAGGUAUUGCGUCAAACCACCUUACCCAUUGUGCCAAUGAGACAUCAAAGCUUCCAGCGACAAUUAUCGCAUCGGCUUGAUCUGCCUAACAUUAAAUUCAGUAUUUGCAGUUUCGAGAAUCGCAGCGAUUCUAGUCUUGGUCUUAUCAAGCCGGAGUUAUAUAAAAAAGAGCUCGUGAGACAAGAGAGCGCGGAAAGCUCCAGUACAACAGAAAUGGAAUAUGCUGGAAAAUUACAUUUUGCUCUUCGCUAUGAUAAGGAAAUCGAAGGUCUUGUUGUCAAAGUUCUGGAAGCUCGCGAAUUGCCAAUAAAAGAUGUAACGGGUAGCAGUGAUCCGUACAUCAAAGUAUACUUGUUGCCAGACAGGAAAAAGAAAUUUCAAACAAAAGUACAUCGAAAAAAUUUGAACCCGAUAUUCAAUGAAACGUUUAUUUUUAGUGUAUCAUAUGAAGAACUGAGAGAACGUUACCUACAAUUCUCGGUUUACGAUUUUGAUCGGUUUUCACGUCACGAUCUCAUUGGACAAGUAGUUCUUAAAGGGCUUUUAGAUUGCACCGAUCUCGAACAAGAAAUCGAAUAUACGAUGGAUAUUCUCUGUGCUUUACAGGAGAAAGUCGAUCUAGGAGAAUUAAUGUUAUCGUUGUGCUAUCUACCCACGGCCGGUCGGUUGACAUUAACCGUGAUCAAAGCUAGGAACCUCAAGGGAAUGGAUAUAACAGGCAAAUCAGAUCCUUACGUGAAAGUCUAUCUACUGUGCCAAGGUAAAAGAAUAAAGAAGAAAAAGACAACGGUGAAGAAGAACACUCUUUAUCCCAUUUACAACGAGGCACUCGUUUUUGAUGUUCCCGCGGACAAUAUCGAGGAUGUUAGUCUUAUAGUGAAAGUAAUUGAUUACGAUAGAAUCGGGUCGAAUGAGUUAAUGGGUUGUACUGCGAUUGGAUCAAGCUUCAUUGGAAUUGGCCGUGAUCACUGGUUAGAAAUGUUAGAUAAUCCAAGAAAACCGGUAGCACAAUGGUAUCCCUUAAUGGAGACUGUAUCUGGCCAUAUUCCAGCUGUAAAUUCAGAACCACUCCCAGUAAGCUUGAGCUGCUUAAACAGAUGAAGACGAGAGGCCGAAGGUAAACACUGCAGAAGCUCGCAAAUAUUAUCGGACGUCGGUUUGGACAUCAUUUCCUUCUGUCGUCAUUUAAUGCACAUCGCUUGACUGACUUAAGUACAACCUCUGUCUCAAACGAAGGCCGGAAGGCGAACUCUGUGCUUUGCAAUCUUACCUCGUGCAGCAGGCAUGAAAUAAUAAACGAUCCGUUGUGACGAAAAACUGAUCACACUCGCGAAAACAUAUGUUGCUCAAUUCCAAACGAUCCGAUAGCGAUCGCGACGGAAACUGAGAUGCAUUUGCGUUGCUUUGUCUUUCGAGCUGCUGCUCGCAAAUAGUGCGGGCUGGUCCCGCACGGCUUCACAAACGCAGGUUGUUGUAUUCACAGUAUUCCCGUAGAGUUUCCUUACACGUGAUGUUGAGCAUGACGGUUAAAUGUUUUAGAUUAACACGUGAGAUCAGCUAAGUAAGUUUUUUUAUAGAAGACAAACAUGUUUGAGGAGCAUAAGGCCUUACCCUCAAUAAAGAUGAGACGGACGGAGGCAGAUUUAGGUGACGGAUUGUAUUAGCGGCAGAGAGUGCCAUUAAAUACGAUGGUAGAUUUCUAAGAUACUACUACAGAUAGUAAAUGCGUUGGAUCUAUUUGCCGUUUAUUAUUUCACGCUCGCUACCACUUCUGCGCAAAUGUUCUAUUAACGUGAUAUAUGUUUAAACAUAACGCUCGGCAGACGAGCACUGUUUGUGAUAAUGUAUCUGAACACAUACGCGUACCGACACACAUAUACGUACAAAUAACACGCGUGAUCUAAAGAUCACAUAUAUCAGUAAUUGCUUCGUACACGUAUGUACGUUUGCAACUGACGCGACUAUUCGAUAUUGUGAACUUGAUAAUAAAUAAUAAUAUAUACAUCUCUAGAUCGUGUAAGUUAAUUAUAUCAUAAGGAAAGAAGGGUGGACAAUGCAGUCCUCUUAUAAUUUAAUAAAUUACAAAUAUAUUAUUUAUGUGUAUGUGUGUACGUUUAAGAAUGUAAUCGAAAUAAUAUUCUGAAGAUAGCGUGAGAUUUAGUGUAGAUGAGUUUUCAACAAGAAAAUUGUUUAAUUUUUGAAUGAGUUGCAUUUGAACCAAACUUUCGAAUGUCUUUAACAGGUUAGUGCGAAUUUUGUUUUAUUAACAUAUUUUUAUAAAUUUAUUUGCUAAUUAAACAAUAUGUAAGUCUGAAUAUUGAAGAAGUAUGGGCGUUUCUGGAAAAUGGAUGAACACAGAAAAAUUAGAUGUUUUCAAAACAUCUCAUGAAGAAUAAAGAAAAUGAGGAGCUAA
This is a messenger RNA of Pogonomyrmex barbatus (red harvester ant), 2912 nucleotides long. Its product is annotated as synaptotagmin-10. Gene Ontology annotation, biological process: calcium-ion regulated exocytosis. The record is from RefSeq and is a predicted model, not a curated record. Gene Ontology annotation, molecular function: phosphatidylserine binding; SNARE binding; calcium ion binding. Lineage: Eukaryota; Metazoa; Arthropoda; Insecta; Hymenoptera; Formicidae. Gene Ontology annotation, cellular component: exocytic vesicle; plasma membrane.